This is a messenger RNA of Thermochaetoides thermophila DSM 1495, 795 nucleotides long. RefSeq lists its product as uncharacterized. Lineage: Eukaryota; Fungi; Ascomycota; Sordariomycetes; Sordariales; Chaetomiaceae. Gene Ontology annotation, biological process: transcription by RNA polymerase III. The record is from RefSeq and is a predicted model, not a curated record. The coding region runs from base 1 to 795 and encodes 264 amino acids. The transcript has 2 exons.
AUGUCUGGCCGAGGCGGUAGAGGAGGUCGCGGCGGCCGUGGUGGUCGCGGAGGACCGAUGAUGAAUGGGCGAAGAAGUGUCGCCCAGAAUAGCGUGCCGUGGACUAUGGAUUCAGAUAUCGUUCUGGAUGGCAAGCCUUCAGAACAGUUUCCAUGCCAAGAUAGCCCUCUCUACACACAAGCACGCUCCUAUAAUGACUCUGGUCCUCGCCGCGUGUAUGGCCAGGAACAGAUCAACAAACGUUAUGGCACAGUAUCCAGAGCCACCAUUGAUCCCUUCACCGCCGUGCCGCAAUACUCAGACCGGUUCCAAAAAGUCCCACGAACCUUGCCUGACCUUGGCUCUCGUCCGUUCGCUAAAGAAUUCUUCCCGCCCGAACUCCACGCAACGCUGGACGGCGAGGAUGACGGCGCCCCAGCGAGCAAGAAGCGGAGGACAGGACCCAAAACAUUGGGAUUAUCCAACAUCACCUCAUAUAGGACAGCAGAAGAAGUCUUCAUGCUGGAAGCACAGACUGGCGUUGCAGGUGGCGGUGCGAGCCUGGACAAGGCCCUCCAGCUCCUCAACACGCUCGAGAAGCGCGGUGACGAGGGCGAGGAGGAAUUCCUGUCUGGAGAGGAUGAUGACGACUGGGUCAAGAACAAUGGGGACGAUGAGGAAGAGGGUGACGCCGAGGAGGAUGAUCAGUAUGAAGAUGAAUCCGGCGACGAUUACAACGCAGAGCAGUACUUCGAUGGGAACCAGGAUGACGAUGAUUACGAUGACGGCGGCGACGACGGGGGUGAUUACUUCUAG